Messenger RNA from Lampris incognitus (smalleye Pacific opah), 1086 nucleotides. RefSeq names its product gonadotropin-releasing hormone II receptor-like. Gene Ontology annotation, molecular function: gonadotropin-releasing hormone receptor activity; peptide binding. The coding region runs from base 1 to 1086 and encodes 361 amino acids. The record is from RefSeq and is a predicted model, not a curated record. The transcript is spliced from 4 exons. Gene Ontology annotation, cellular component: membrane. Gene Ontology annotation, biological process: G protein-coupled receptor signaling pathway. NCBI's taxonomy places the organism in Eukaryota, Metazoa, Chordata, Actinopteri, Lampriformes, Lampridae.
AUGUCAGGAAACUGGUCCCUUCCUUCUUCAGCUCCACCCACUGACUGGGUGGCCCCCACCUUUACUCGCGCCGCCCAGUUCCGUGUGGGAGCCACAUUCGUCCUCUUCCUAUUUGCUGCCUGCAGCAAUCUCGCCCUGUUGGUCAGUGUUUGCCAGGGGCGGGGCCGGCGUCUGGCGUCCCACCUGAGGCCUCUGAUGGUGAGCCUGGCAUCGGCGGACCUGAUGAUGACCUUUGUUGUGAUGCCGUUGGACGCCGUGUGGAAUGUGACGGUGCAGUGGCAUGGCGGAGACGCUCUGUGUAAGCUGCUGUGUUUCCUCAAGCUUUUCUCCAUGCAGGCCUCCGCCUUCAUCCUGGUGGUGAUCAGUCUGGACAGACAGCACGCCAUCCUCCACCCACUGGAUGCCCUCAGUGCUCACCACCGAAACCGCAGGAUGCUGGCAGUUGCCUGGAGCCUUAGCCUGCUGCUGGCAGCUCCACAGCUGUUUAUUUUCCGGACCAUUAAGGCGGACGGGGUGGACUUCACACAGUGUGCCACACAUGGCAGUUUCAGAGAGCGCUGGCAGGAGACCGUCUACAACAUGUUCAACUUUGUUACGCUCUACGUCAUCCCCCUGCUGGUCAUGAGCUGCUGUUACACCCAAAUCCUCAUCAAGAUCAACCGCCAGCACCUCAAAAACAAAGCAGGUGAAUCAUGUCUGAGACGUAGCGGCACUGACAUGAUCCCCAAGGCUCGAAUGAAGACUCUGAAGAUGACCAUCAUCAUCGUGGUAUCCUUCGUGGUCUGCUGGACGCCAUACUACCUGCUUGGGAUCUGGUACUGGUUCCAGCCAGAGAUGCUACGUGUGACACCUGAAUACGUGCACCACGCUUUGUUUGUCUUUGGAAACCUCAACACGUGUUGUGACCCGGUCAUCUACGGAUUCUACACACCAUCUUUCCGGGCUGACCUGGCCCGGUGCUGGUGUUGUGGUACCAGAGAGUCUGGAGCAUCACCCAGAUCUCUGGAUCACCUGUCCGCCCAACAGUGCCCACACAGUGGAGAGCAGGAGUCAGAUGCAGCCAGCAUCAACCAGGCUGGAAGUUAG